This is a messenger RNA of Suillus subalutaceus, 612 nucleotides long. RefSeq lists its product as uncharacterized. The transcript is spliced from 5 exons. The record is from RefSeq and is a predicted model, not a curated record. Bases 24 to 224 code for a protein of 66 amino acids. Lineage: Eukaryota; Fungi; Basidiomycota; Agaricomycetes; Boletales; Suillaceae.
UUUUUUUGUUAGCAGUGUCUGAAAUGGGGGUUGCAGGACCAUCACCUAUUGCAGAGCUCGGUCGGUCUUCAAAGUUUUACCUUUACUUUUUAGAAAUCUCGAUAUUCAGUUUGGCAGUAUCUGAAAUAGGAAUCGGAAUCGGAAGCGCAGCGUCUGAAAACCCACUAUGGCGUGGUACGAUGGGAUCUGUUUUCUUUCUGUUUGUAACGUUGUCGAUAGGGUGAAAUAGAGCAGAUUAUGAAAAGCAAAUUGUAGUCACAUUGCUUUGCGUUGUUUGUUGUGUCGUUCGUAUCGUUUUUGCGUCGUACCUUGGGUCGUUGCAUCACAAUUUCUUGUUUUGCAUCGUUUCUUCCGAUCUUCCGAAGCUUCGCGUCGUAUUGCACACACACUGCAUUGCAUCAAUCAUAGCGCUCUCGCGCAACGUGUGACGGUGUGACAUGAUAUCAUCAUUGUAUCUAAGUCCUACAACUACAUUCAUCUUAUCUUCUUACUACUACAAUCAUGUUGUCUUCUCUCUUUUUCAUCAUCGCAAUCUCAGUUUUUACAGGACCUCUGCCGAUUUUUCGUCUCCCACUGAGGCCAUAGAGUUCGAAAGGGUGGGUAGUAUAUGCG